AGAAAGGGGAGAAAAAAAGCAUUCAAUACCCAUGAUGCCACGCGGUUCAUUUUGUAACCUGUUUAUAUCACCGGUAGGCAUCCAUUUCUCCGACUGGAUCCUUAAACACAGUCUAGGGUGUAAAUUUGGUGCCGAGUGAAGCAGCGGCGCACAGAGCUGCCCGGAAUAAACCAUUUCAGCGCGCGGGGGGGUGGCCGAGGUGUGGAGACCCACGGGAAACGCAGAGGGGUGUGUGUGUGUCCCUGCCAGAGCCGGUGAUGGCCGACCAGCCGCUUUCACAACAGGCCAACCAGGCGCUGAAAAAGUCCCACAAAGGAGGCCUCCCCAACGGGAAAGAAGCCCUGCAGGCCCGAGGCCAGUGGGCCAGCAAGGCCGAGUUCCUCCUGGCUGUGGCUGGACAGAUCAUUGGGCUCGGCAACGUCUGGAGGUUUCCCUACCUCUGCUACAAAAACGGAGGAGGCGUGUUCUUUGUUCCCUACCUGCUGUUCUUGGUGCUGUGUGGCAUCCCCCUGUUCCUCCUGGAGACCUCUCUGGGGCAGUACACCAGCCUGGGAGGCGUCAGCGCCUGGAGGACUAUUUGCCCAUUAUUCGGAGGUCUCGGGUAUGCUAGCCAGGUGAUGAUCCUGCAUGGCUGUGUUUACUACAUAGUCAUCCUGGCCUGGGCUCUCUAUUAUCUGUUCCACAGCUUCCAGGCGGAGCUGCCCUGGUCGCACUGCAACAACACCUGGAACACGGAUGCGUGCUUCUUGUUUGAUAAAUACAACCUGUCGGCAAACAUGAGCAGUUUGCCUGAGAACGCCACCUCCCCGGUUAUGGAGUUCUGGGAGCGGGAGGUGCUCCGCCUGUCCAGCACUUUAGAUGAGCUGGGUCCAAUCAGCUGGAAGCUGGCUCUGUGUCUGGCUGUCGUCUGGCUCGUCUGCUACUUCUGUGUUUGGAAGGGGGUGAAGUCUACUGGAAAGGUUGUGUACCUGACGGCCACCUUCCCAUACGUCAUGCUGUUUGUGCUGCUGGUGCGCGGCGCCACCCUGCCGGGAGCAACUCAGGGCAUCGUUUACUACCUCAAACCCAACAUCACCCGCCUGGCUGACCCUCAGGUAUGGAUGGAUGCAGGUACUCAAAUAUUUUUCUCUUAUGGGAUCUGCUUGGGAAGUCUCACAGCCCUGGGCAGUUACAACAAAUACAACAAUGACUGCUAUAAGGACUCCUUCAUGCUCUGCCUCCUGAACAGCGCCACCAGUUUCUUGGCAGGUUUCGCCAUCUUCUCAGUUCUUGGCUUCAUGGCUGAGGAGCAGGGUGUAGACAUAGGCACUGUGGCUCAAUCAGGGCCUGGUCUUGCCUUCAUCGCCUACCCCAGAGCAGUCGCCAUGAUGCCUGUUCCUCAGCUCUGGGCUGUCUGCUUCUUCCUCAUGAUCAUCAUGCUGGGACUCGACACGCAGUUUGUGAGUCUAGAGGCUCUCAUGACCUCGGUGACUGACCUGUAUCCUCACGUGAUCCGGCGAGGAUACCGCAGAGAGUUGCUGCUGCUGUUUGUGUGUGUGGUUUGCUUCCUGGUCGGGCUGGUCAUGGUCACACCAGGUGGCCUCUACGUGUUCCAGAUCUAUGAUCACUUCUCAUGCAGUGGAGCCAGCCUGCUGCUUCUCUCCAUCUUCCAGUCUCUGGCCAUCGGCUGGGUCUACGGAGCCGAUCGAUUCAGUGCCAACAUCAAAGAUAUGACGGGCUACACCCCCAUUUCUGCCUUCAAGCUGUGCUGGAAGUAUCUGACUCCUGCUGUGUGCACUGCAACCUUUAUUUUCUCCUUGGUGUGUUGGUCUCCGCUCAGCCUGGGGAAAGGCCUCGUCGCCCCAGUCUGGGCCACCACCCUGGGCUGGAUUCUGACCCUUUCGUCCGUUUCCCUGCUCCCCAUCUGGGCUGUCUAUGCUCUCCUCACCACUCCUGGAACCCUUCCCCAGCGCUUCCAUCGCCUUUGCAGCCCUGCUGAAAAGUCCUCUACGGGCUUCCAGCACCUCUCCACCAACGGCUCAGCAUUAACCUACAGUCCUGUGCUGCCUCUCAACGGGAAGCCAAAAGAACAAAUCCUAGAACUCCUCCAGGAAAAGAAGACAUGACAAUAAUGAACAUAAUGUAUGCUGCUCAGCCCAUCAGGUUUGCUGAACAGAACAGUAGAGUUUAAGGCUGAUCCCAACAGAAGAGACUGGAUAUCCAUUAGGGAAAUGUUAUUAUUCACCAAAAAAAAAAGACUUCAAACAUAUGCCUUCAAUGUUUAUACAUAAGGAGAAAACAUCGCUACAAAAUAAUGCACUGAGAACAGUUUUACUCUGCAUCACUUCGUUAGAGAGGAGUCGAGUUUGGUUAGCUCCUGUUCUUGUUCCUGGGCAGCGUAUUUGGUUUUUACCAUAGGAAAACAAAAAAACAGCACAAACUCCUGGAUCUUACCCAUUUUUAUAUCUCUUUCUCUCUGUCAUAGCUUUUUUUUUAUGUUACAGUUUAGUCACUGUACUUGAGGACCAUGUAUAACCGCAACCCCUCUACUGACGUUCCUUUUGUUUGGCACCAGCACACAGUCCUCAGCUACAGCUAUACUCUCUAUGAGAGACUCAGUGUGUUAGCAUGUCUGCUGAAAUGACUCCAUGAGUCAGACAUGUGAGGUCGAAUGAUUAAUGUGGAGUAUCACUUAGGGCCCUGUCUCACCUUGGCGAUUGAGACAGCGUAUGCCUGACGUCCCAGAAUCUUCUAAAACACUGCCAUACGCUGAACUUUCUAUGUAUGUCUUCAAUUUUGGGCGUUUACUAUUCAUAACAAGUCCAGAACUUGUCCUAUGACAUGGCCUAACUUAUGCAUGAUGCACUGCAGCGUAAUGCCCAUAAAAUGUCACAAGCCCAUGUCCUGAGGGGGCAGCGAUGCACCCGGAGGCACCCAACCUGCAUAAAAAUAGUUCUUUGAUCGCAAUAUUAACGUAGCUCCUGUUUACCAAAAAUAAAAAAGAAUGAAUAGAAAGAAAAAUAAAGAAAAGUUUGCAGUCGUAACAGAUUAAGCGCCAUGUCUGCUACACAUCAAAUAAGUGGAACACUUCAAAUACGUUUUAGAUUAGUUCUUGAUAAGUUACGCAUAAGUUUUGCAGAAGGGUAACGACGACUUAUGAGUAACUUACACUUAUCGUAUGUCAACGAUCAAACAACUUACCUGUAACUUAUGGCCCAUGCAUGACGUACUUGCCUUAUGUUGACUUGUGCCAGCGUGUUUCAGUGUGCUCAUAACUCAUGCAAAACUUACCCGUAACUUAUCCAAGGUAUGCCAGCGUUUUUGCCAGAUUUUCCAUACGUCAGGCAUAAGCUGUCUAAAUCAUCAAGGCGUGACACUGGUAUUACGUUUAGCAUCCAGACCAUGUUGAUGCUCCAGUUGAAUAGCACUGUUGCUCCAAAGCACUUAAAAUAAGCUGUUGUGAACUCAUUCAUAGGCUACGUUCACUCUGCAGCCUGAAGUGACCCAAAUUCGAGUUUUUUUGCCCACAUGCGAACUGGAUCUGAUCUUUUUAUGACAGUCUGAACA
Messenger RNA from Cyprinodon variegatus (sheepshead minnow), 3546 nucleotides. RefSeq names its product sodium- and chloride-dependent GABA transporter 2-like. Gene Ontology annotation, cellular component: membrane. Lineage: Eukaryota; Metazoa; Chordata; Actinopteri; Cyprinodontiformes; Cyprinodontidae. The record is from RefSeq and is a predicted model, not a curated record. The coding region runs from base 258 to 2105 and encodes 615 amino acids. The transcript has 15 exons. Gene Ontology annotation, biological process: sodium ion transmembrane transport.